UUGUCGAUGAACUCCCUGAAGUCUGUCGGCGGAAACGCAUUCUCAGCAGGGGCUUCAGAGUCGGAAGGCGUUACAGCCAUGAGGCAAAUUUGGGAAAUAUCAAGGAGACAAAGGGCUAAAGAAGCUUUUAGAGUGAUGGACAUUCAAUGUUACUUGCAGACAUUGAACUGUGACCGAGACAUCACAUUCAGCAAUUUCCAUGUUAUGCGCAUCACUUGGGGGCGCAUAAAUACCAACAAUCGCCAACCACGCCACCUCCACAAGUGUUGUUCUACAAACUGACUCAAAAGCCAGUCGCAAUGCUCACGCACACGCACCAAACACCACGCCGCACACUGCUGGGCCAAACAUUCUGGGAAGUCUUACCAGCACAUUACGAGAAGAUCAAACAGCGUUGGAUCAAGAUCGCCACACUACAGGACGAAGCCAAGUCGGAUUUGUUAUCUUCAGACCGCGCAGGUGCGGUGAAUUCACUUAAGGCGGAGCUUGGAAUGAUGGAGAAGGACAUUGAAGAGUAUCGCAAUAUUGUAAGGGGGAUUGAUAUUACAGAUGUGGCGGAGAUGUAUGUAGUUGCUGGACAGGCGAGACAGCGAGCGCUGCAGGUUGCGAAAGAGGAUUUUGAGGAUGUGGAAGGGAGUUUGAAGAUGGUGGAGGAUAGGAUGAAGGAAGUCAAGGCUGAACUCGUGUAUGGGUUUGAGCGGCAGGACUGAGUCCUGAUGGUGUACAACGUAAGGGAGGAAUACCCAGUGGUUCGUGUGUUGGGAAGGGCUGCAACCGAGUUCAGCUAGACUAUGCAAUAUUCAGCUUGAAAAGGCCUGGGUUGCGAUGUUCAAUAGCAAGGACCAGUGACUAUGAUGUCGACGAGUUUACAAACGCGCGAGAAAAGUAUCGUGGUUGCCAUGAAGACGAUGACGUAGAUUCGCCGCUGCGCCUGCCGUUCAAGUAAAGUGCGGGGUAUGUGGGGUCUUAUAGGCAAAACUCCUGAUCACAUCGUCCAGUCAUCUUCUGUCCUCAUUGCUUUUGCACUACAGA
This is a messenger RNA of Macroventuria anomochaeta, 1032 nucleotides long. RefSeq lists its product as uncharacterized. NCBI's taxonomy places the organism in Eukaryota, Fungi, Ascomycota, Dothideomycetes, Pleosporales, Didymellaceae. The transcript has a single exon. The record is from RefSeq and is a predicted model, not a curated record. The coding region runs from base 300 to 710 and encodes 136 amino acids.